Haemorhous mexicanus (house finch) is the source of this 2312-nucleotide messenger RNA. RefSeq lists its product as uncharacterized. The coding region runs from base 158 to 1039 and encodes 293 amino acids. Gene Ontology annotation, cellular component: presynaptic active zone membrane; endomembrane system; plasma membrane. Gene Ontology annotation, molecular function: SNAP receptor activity; SNARE binding. The transcript has a single exon. Lineage: Eukaryota; Metazoa; Chordata; Aves; Passeriformes; Fringillidae. The record is from RefSeq and is a predicted model, not a curated record. Gene Ontology annotation, biological process: intracellular protein transport; exocytosis; synaptic vesicle fusion to presynaptic active zone membrane.
AAGCCCUUCCCUCCACCGGCGGUGCCCGGCCCGGGGCUGACGCAGGACCUGCCCUCCAUCAAUAUUUGCUCUGGUGCCAGCAGGGAAGGCUCGCAGCUCUCCCUCAGGAGCUCCAGCCUCACACGUCCCCGCAGACGGUGCCGGAGCCCCGCGCAGCAUGAGGGACCGGCUGGCGGAGCUGCAGCAGCGAGUGGCGGCCGAGGGGGACCCGCACGACGACUCCCUGCGCUUCGACAACCCCGCGUUCGUCGGGGACGACGCCAGCCCCGUGGGCCGGGCGCUGCGGGAGGCGGCCGAGCUGUGGCGGGCGCUGGAGCGGCUGGAGCAGCUCUCGGAGAGCAUCGACAGGACGCAGCAGUCGGUGCUGUGCUGCACCUCGGAGGAGAGCAUCGCCCGCGAGAAGAGCGGCCUCGGCGCAGCCCGGGCCGCCUUCGCCCGCCAGGCCGCGGCCCUGCAGCCCCGGCUGGGAGCGCCGCCGGCGGCCCCGGUCGGGGGCUCGGGGCGAGCGGGGCCCCGCGUCCGCCAGACCCAGCUGUGGCUGCUGCUGCGCCGCUACGGCGCCGUCCUCGCCCGCCACUACGCCCGGGAAAGCUGCUACCGGCACCGGCUCAAGGAGCAGAUCCAGAGGCAGGCGGAGCUGGCGGGCAUCAACCUGGGCGCCCAGGACGUGGAUCUGCUGGCCGAGAGCCCCCAGGGGCCUCGCAUCGUCGGCCGCGACCUGGAGGAGCUCAAGGCCAAGCAUCACCUGGGCCUGGCCCAGGCGCGGCAGCGGCAGCUGCUGGAGCUGGAGGCGCAGCUGGUGGAGCUGCGCGGGCUGUUCGUGCAGCUGGAGGGGCUGCUGGCCCAGCAGCAGGGCGCUGCCGACAGCGUGGAGCAGCACGUCCUGCGCACCCUCGACUACGCGGCCCAGACGGGCGGCGGGGUGAAGAGAGCCGCCAAAUACCAGCGGCCGUCGCGGCGCUCGGCCCUGCUGAGGGCGGCUCUCGGCCUCUGCUCCUGCUGCCCCUGCCUGCCCUGCCCCGGCCGGGGCCUGCGCUGAGCCGGGGCUGAGGGGGCAUUGCAGCCGCGCUCGGGGAUUCACCCCGCGCCGGGCGAGAAACCGUGUCUGGUGGGAGGGAGAACGUCCUGUGCUCCUGGAACAGCGGGGCAGGGGACGUGGACACCUUGUAUGAUGGUGCGAGGACCGUAUGUGUCUUCUAAAAUGGUAUGAGGGCCAUGCAUGCCUUCCUUGAUGGCUCAGAGACCAUGCACGACUUGCUCAGGGAUGCAGGGUCCAUGCACACCUCACAUGGCAGCAUGGAGAUGACACACACCAUUCCUGAUGGCACAGGGACUGUGCACACCUUGGAUGGCAGCACAGGGACCAGUUGCACCUUGCACAGAGAUGGAAUAACCAUUCAUACCUCACCUGGAAGCAGGAGGACCAGGAACCUCUUGCAUGGUGGCACAAGGACUGCCAGCACCUUUCCUGAUGGCACAGGGACCCUGCACACCUUGUGUGGAGCACAGGGACCAGGCACACUUUGUGCAUUUAUGUGAGGACAAUGCACACCUUAUAUAAUAAUGCAAAGAUCAUGCACACCUUGCUCGAUGGCACAGGGACCUUGCAGAUCUUGAUGGCAUCAUGGGGACCAUGCACCUCCAUUACAGCAUCCAGCCAAGAAAAGCACUUUUAACACUCUAAAACCUGACUUCAGAACUGUCACAUUUCUUGGUUUCGUUACUGUUUCAAGGAGAGAGGGCAAAAAGCCUGUUGAAGUUUUUGGCAGGUCUGUGGUUACAUGUGAGGGGACCCAAUGGCUUGGUGCCACCAAGGAGGAGCAUGAAGGCUCCUCCACCACACCCCAAUCCUGAUUCUCCCCACUCCCUCCAUUUUCACUCCCUUGGGGUUAUUUGGUGCAUUCAUGUUGUAUUUUGGUCGUUGCUGCUUUGUCAGGCAGUGGGUCAGCUUUGGGCUGGGUGUUCCUCAUGCCUCAUCCCGUGCUUUGACACCAGGAGAGGAUUUGCACAAUUGUUCUGGGAAUGUGCAGGCUUUUACUUCAGCCUGCACAUUGCCAUGCCAGCCAACAUCCCACACAUGCUGGAAAUGCUGGAAACUUAGAGUGGCCCUUUUAUUUGGCCCCCAGAUCACCGCAUGAAUUUCCCAAAACCUCUCAAAUUAAAGCCUGGGGCCUGGUUAAGCUUUUUGAGACCCUUUGUGGAAGGUCCCUCUGUGUCCUGGUAGUUCCUGGCAGCUCAUCCCAGUGCUCUCAGCCACCGUUACAUUUAUUUUCAUCUUCUGGCUGAGCUUUAAUAAAACAAUUUCUCAAUAA